This is a messenger RNA of Mercurialis annua (annual mercury), 684 nucleotides long. RefSeq lists its product as uncharacterized. Bases 1 to 684 code for a protein of 227 amino acids. The transcript has a single exon. Lineage: Eukaryota; Viridiplantae; Streptophyta; Magnoliopsida; Malpighiales; Euphorbiaceae. The record is from RefSeq and is a predicted model, not a curated record.
AUGAAAAUAGAAGAUCAAGCUUUCAUCCCACUCAAUACACCGAGAUCACACAUUUUAAUGUGGAUUCAAAAUAACAAUGAACUAGUGAGAUAUCCACCGAAGCUACAGUAUGAGGGAGACAGAAAGAAAUAUUGCCAAUUUCAUGAUGGUCACGGCCAUGUCACUGAUGAGUGCGGAAGCCUGAAGAAAGAAAUUGACCGAUUAGUGCAAGUCGUCCGCUUAAAAGACUUUGUAGCACAGAGAAAAAAUUAUAACUCGCGAGGAGGCAACCGAGGAGAGCACAGUAGCAAAAGAGAGGAGGCACCACCACCAAAGAGACAAAGUGUAUCAAGAGUAAUUAACACCAUAGCCGGUGGAAUGGCCGAUCUAGAGUAUAAACGAGGAAGACGCAAAAGAAAAAAAAUGGUGAUGAACAUAUCAUUAGCCAAACCUCUACCCGAAGUCAGCUUCAGCUCAGCCGACGGCAAAGGAAUAGAUUUUCCCCACCAAGACCUUUUAGUGAUCUCAGGGCUGAUAGAAAAUUUCUGGGUAAUGAGACAACUCGUGGAUGAGGGAAGCUCAGUCAACCUUAUCUCGAAGCAGGCAUACCUCGGCAUAGGAUGCUCGGUCCUAAAUCUAAAACCAGAAAAAACUCCUCUAGUCGGUUUAGGAGGCGCACCGGUGCGAGCAGAAGGAGUAGCAUAA